Xiphophorus maculatus (southern platyfish) is the source of this 742-nucleotide messenger RNA. RefSeq names its product primary cilia formation (gene pifo). The record is from RefSeq and is a predicted model, not a curated record. Gene Ontology annotation, cellular component: ciliary basal body. Gene Ontology annotation, molecular function: cytoskeletal protein binding. Gene Ontology annotation, biological process: regulation of cell projection organization. The coding region runs from base 60 to 629 and encodes 189 amino acids. The transcript is spliced from 5 exons. NCBI's taxonomy places the organism in Eukaryota, Metazoa, Chordata, Actinopteri, Cyprinodontiformes, Poeciliidae.
GUAACGGCCCUAAACAUUUAAGCCAGUUUUACUCGCCCUGUUGACAGUUUGCCUCUAAAAUGCCAAAACCGGGUUCUCGUCGCGUUAGAUUCGGAAGCUCACAGGACAGGAGAAUUUACCCCCGCUACUUUCCACUCGACCGAUUAGGAAACCAGCUGAAAAGAGAAGAAGCUCGGAAGCCGCCUCAUCUCGGACCGGGCUGCUAUUCCAACGAUGAGUUUGGCUCCAUUGUUUACAAUCUGGAAACCAGACCUGAGAGUUACAAGGGAUAUACUCUCUCUGCCCGGACUGACAUUCGUUUUCCACCUUCUAAGUUGACUCCAUCACCUCAGCAGUACCAGAGAGAUCAGAGCAAAUCCAGAGUUCCUUUCCACGGCACAGCUCCAUUCGGUUCUUAUGAAUAUAAAUUCAAAAUGCCGAAAAACACCUCCUACAACAGCCCUGGCCCUGGGAUGUACGAACACAUCACAAAAAAGAACAGGAAGGUGAUCUGGCCCAUGUGCUUUGGGAAACCAGACUGGUCCAAACUGCUGCAGCUGAACAAGAAGGCUGUCAAAGUGACGAUACCCACCGACUAUGGGUUCGUUAGGCACAGGGGCAAACUGGCCUAUCUGAGUUUGUACUUUUAACUCUACAGCUGAGCCAUGAAAUCACAUCACAACAUGGAGGCCGCGAUGAAUCGCCUGAAGCUGCAGAAAUCCUCACCUAGGAGAUACUGUAAGAGUUAAUAAAAAAACAAACU